AUGGCAGCUCCAGGAUCCCUACCUACGAGAGUGGUUGCAGGUGUGACUGUACCCGAUACGCCGCUAAUCACGAAAGCUAUAGAGUAUGUCCGUCAAUAUUCGACUGAUGACACGUUCAAUCACAUUAUCCGAUCCUUUUUGCUAGGGUUCAUCAUUGCCGACAAAGUUCUUCCCGAACGGGACCGCGAGGUGCAUGCCAUCACUGCGAUCAUGCACGAUCUGGGCUUCCCGAUCGGGCACCCUCCUCAUUCCGAGAUCAUCACCAAGGACAAGAGAUUCGAGGUUGACGGAGCCAACGCUGCGAGGAAUUUUCUCAGAAAAGAGGCGCCAGAUUGGGACAAGCAUAGGUUGCAGCUGGUAUGGGAUGCCAUAGCUUUACAUACCAUUGGGACCAUUGUGUUCGAGAAGGAGCCGGAAGUGCAAGCGUGUAGCUAUGGGAUAUGGGCAGAUUUCCAGGGUCCAGAUCGAGUGGCGGGUGGACUGCUGACCUGGGACGAGUAUAACCCCAUCGUCAAGGAGUAUCCUAGAUUGGGUCUGAUGAAAGGCUUAAAGGCGAACAUGUGCCAUCUUUGCGAACUCAAGCCUCAGACCACCUACGAUAACACGGUGGGCGAAUGGGGAGAUCGAUAUGUUGAAGGAUAUAGCAGGAAGGGGAAGUUGACUCAAGAUCUUCUGGAGACGUGCAAUCUCGAUGAUCUGUGAUCGUGGACAGGAGGAGCAGCGAUUCUCAGAAUUCGUGACCUUCGCGUACCGGCCACUCUUGACCUGUCACAACUCGCCUGGGUGGCAGUGUGAGUUCUGUCCUUGCCAUAGCCAAGUCACAGCCAUCAUGAGCCAGAUCGUACCAUAUGAAACGCUUGUGGGCGAAUUCAGAGAUGAUUUGACAGUUAC
This is a messenger RNA of Exophiala xenobiotica, 891 nucleotides long. RefSeq lists its product as uncharacterized. NCBI's taxonomy places the organism in Eukaryota, Fungi, Ascomycota, Eurotiomycetes, Chaetothyriales, Herpotrichiellaceae. The transcript has 2 exons. The record is from RefSeq and is a predicted model, not a curated record. The coding region runs from base 1 to 702 and encodes 233 amino acids.